Messenger RNA from Otolemur garnettii (small-eared galago), 1043 nucleotides. Its product is annotated as T-cell surface glycoprotein CD1b-like. Gene Ontology annotation, cellular component: external side of plasma membrane. NCBI's taxonomy places the organism in Eukaryota, Metazoa, Chordata, Mammalia, Primates, Galagidae. The record is from RefSeq and is a predicted model, not a curated record. Bases 1 to 1002 code for a protein of 333 amino acids. Gene Ontology annotation, biological process: antigen processing and presentation, exogenous lipid antigen via MHC class Ib; positive regulation of T cell mediated cytotoxicity; immune response. Gene Ontology annotation, molecular function: exogenous lipid antigen binding; endogenous lipid antigen binding; lipopeptide binding. The transcript is spliced from 6 exons.
AUGCUGCUUCUUCCAUUUCAAUUGUUAACUAUUCUCCUCCCAGGUGCUGACAGUGAGGAUGGCUUCCAGGGACCAAGCUCUUACCAUGUCAUCCAGAUCUCAUCCUUUGUCAACAGCACAUGGGCAAAAAAUGAAGGUUCAGGCUGGUUGGAUGAUUUGCAGAUUCACGGCUGGGACAGUGACUCGGGCACUGCCAUAUUCCUGAAGCCCUGGUCCAAGGGCAACCUCAGUGACGAGGAGGUUACUGAAGUGGAGGAACUAUUCCGAGUCUACUUAUUUGGAUUUAUUCAAGAAAUACAGGCGCGUAUCAAUGAAUUCCAGUUGGAAUACCCCUUUGAGAUCCAGGGCAUAGCAGGCUGUAAGCUACUGCCUGGGGGAUCCGUAACAAGCUUCCUGAGUGGUGGUGUAGGAGGACUGGAUUUCCUGAGCUUUGACAAUAAUACCUGUGUGCCUUCCCCAGAGGGGGGCAGCAGGGCCCAGCAGGCCUGCACACUAAUCAUGGAAUAUCAAGGUAUCAUUGACACUGGGACGAAGCUCCUAUAUGAAACCUGCCCUCGAUACCUCUUGAGUGUCCUCAAUGCAGGGAAGGCAGAGCUGCAAAGGCAAGCAAAGCCCAAGGCCUGGCUGUCCAGUGGCCCCAGUCCCGGGCCUGGCCGUCUGUUGCUGGUCUGCCAUGUCUCAGGAUUCUACCCAAAGCCCGUGUGGGUGAUGUGGAUGCGGGGUGAGCAGGAGCAGCCAGGCACUCAGCACAGCGACCUCCUCCCCAGUGCUGACUGGACAUGGUAUCUCCGAGCAACCCUGGACGUGGCGUCUGGGGAGGCUGCCGGCCUGUCCUGCCAGGUGAAGCAUAGCAGUCUAGAGGGCCGGGACAUCGUCCUCCACUGGGGACCACCCAUCUCUAUUGCUUUAAUCUGUUUGGCAAUUUUAGUGCCCUCCAUCAUCCUUUUGCUAUGUGUUGCACUAUGGCAUAUAAAGCGCAGGUCAUAUCAAGAUAUCCCCUGAGUCCUCAUCAUGUCUUCUCUUCCAUUUGGAAUAAGGACCAA